GACCUUUGGGAAAGAUGUUCGAAAGAGGGGAAAUUCUGGAUAACUUCGCGACUGUCAACUUUGUUUUUAAUUUGUCUCGUGUGAAAAUAAUUGAAUAAAGCAAUGGAAAUUGAAAAUACCAAUCCAAAUGUCUACCAAAAGGCUGGAGAACGAGAGUGGCAAUCCACAGAUGAGGAUGACAAUGUUGCUGAUCCCUUCGACACCCGGGAAAUCUUUGAUUUGGUCCGAGUGAUCAAUGAUCCUGAACACCCACUCACACUGGAAGAGCUUCACGUGGUGCAGGAAGAUCUCAUUGCCGUGGACAAUGAGAAGAAUGAGAUUAAAGUGAACUUCACCCCGACAAUUCCGCACUGCAGCAUGGCCACGCUGAUUGGGCUGUCCAUCCGGGUGAAGCUGCUGAGGGCUCUGCCGCCUCGCUUCAAGGUCACCGUGGAGAUCACCCCCGGAACCCACUCGUCGGAGCACGCGGUGAACAAACAGCUGGCGGACAAGGAGAGAGUCGCCGCGGCACUCGAGAACACCCACUUGAUAGAGGUCAUCAAUCAGUGCAUCGCCGUGUGA
Messenger RNA from Phlebotomus argentipes, 561 nucleotides. It is a transcript of the gene galla-2, whose product is annotated as MIP18 family protein galla-2. The record is from RefSeq and is a predicted model, not a curated record. The coding region runs from base 103 to 561 and encodes 152 amino acids. NCBI's taxonomy places the organism in Eukaryota, Metazoa, Arthropoda, Insecta, Diptera, Psychodidae. The transcript has 2 exons. Gene Ontology annotation, cellular component: cytosolic [4Fe-4S] assembly targeting complex. Gene Ontology annotation, biological process: iron-sulfur cluster assembly.